AUGCCCCAGCAGCCCGAAGCAACGCUUCUCGUAGACCUGACCAAAGUCCCUGCAAGCUGGCCCCUAGCGACCGUCAUCGACGCCUUCGUCAAUUUGGCUGUUUGGAAAACAGCUAUAAACGCGAAUCGAGCUCUUGAGGCGGUGAGUACUCGGCUGGUGGAGCUCUGGGCCGCGCAGCCGGCGGAGGCCCAGGCCUGGCUCCAGCCAUGCCGGGAGCGCUUUGAGACGGAGCUCGCGGGCAAGGAGACGAGGGCGGAGGAGCUCCAAGAGGCGCUGCUCCGGCACGGGGCCGCCGAGUUCGGCCUAUACAAGGACGCCUGCCGCAGCUUCCCCGAGGCAUUGGCGGCUAGGUACCUGCAGAAUCAGUCCUUUUGCCACUGGCGCUUCUCCGAGGCGGGGCUCCUGCGAGAAGAGCGGUGCUGCUCAGCAGCGGAGCGGGAGAGCCAGGCGGCCUGGUACCUGCAGCUUCCCUACCUCCGCGCUCGCUGCCGGGAGCUCGCGAAGCGGCUCGUGGCGGCCGAGAGCCAGGAGACAGCGCGGAAGCGGCAGAAGCUCGAGGAGACCGCCGAGCGCCGGCGCCUCGAAGCGGAGCUCCACACAUCGCAGGAGGAGGGCCGAGAUCUGCGCAAUCGCCUGGCCGUUGCCGAGGCAGAGGUGUCUGUCAAGACCGCGGAGCUCGAAACUGCAACUCGUGCUGCAGCUGCGGAGUCAGCCGUGGCAAAGAUGCGGAAGGAGGAGGGCCGAGAGCUCAGAAAUCGCCUGGCUGCGGCCGAGGCGGAGGUUUCCAACAAGGAUGCGGAGCUGCGAGCUGCGCAGAGCGAGAGGGCCAAGUGCAAGGAGCAGUGCGAGGAGUUCGCAAGCCGCACAGCAGCUGCAGAGUCAGCGGCGGCGGAGAUGCGGCAGGAGCUCGGGCAGUUGCAGGACGAGCACGGCACGUGCCAGCAGCGUUGUGAGGAGCUUGCGAGCCGCUUGGAGGCGGCGGAGGCCGAAGUUUCCGAGCAGAAGGGACGUCUCGCAGAGGCCGAGUCUGAUGCCGCCAAGAUGCGGGUGGAGCUGCAUCGCCUGCAAGAGGAGAGCUGCCAGGCGCGCAUAGCUUUGGCGGCUAAGGAGGAGGCCGGGAGCCGCGAGCUGCAGGAGCAGUGCGAGCAGCUCCGACAGCAGCUCAAGGAAACCUCGGCCAAAGCAGAGGCCGAGAGGUCGGCGAUGCUCGGUCGGAUGCAGGUCUUGCGGGAAGAGCUUAAGGACAUGCACAAGCAGCGGAUUCGUGAGCUGGAGCUCCAGCAACGGGAAGCCCGGGACUUGGUCGGCCACGCCAACGCUGAAACGUCCCAUGGCCAGGAGCCGGAUCUUGCCGAGCAGCUCGGCUGCUUCAUGGCUGAUGCCAUCUUCAAGAUCCGGAGCUGUGACACCGAGUACUACCUGAUGGGCACGGACUUGAAGAAAGGCUCGCAGGUGGUCAGCGCCGAUGGCAAGACCAUCCUCGAAGUGGCCGCCCCUCCGGAGAUCCGUGCCGCCAAGGAAGUGGUCGACUUGCACGCAGGAGCCGCGACGCUGUGCGUGACCCCGGACCAUCCCGUGCGAGUCCCCGAUGCAAGGGGCGAGCUCGACCAGAUUCUCUACCUCCCCGCGGGCCAGCUGAAGGUGGGCGACUCGGUGGUGCUCGAUUCGGGAGAAGCUGCAAAGCUGACCGGGGUGAAUCUCCAGGCCACAGAGUGCGACGUGCUGAAGAUCGUCUUUGAGCCGGACCUACCCGUGGCCGUCUUCUACAGCCCGCCUUGCAUCCAAAGCAAAGGCCACAAGAAGAAGCCACCGCGCCGCUCCGGCGAGUGGCGGAAAGGGAAGGCGGUGGUGGAUCCGACCGACGGAAACACGGCCGUCGGGAGUGCAAGGAUCGAGAUGGACCACGCGCAUCAGCACGACGUCCCCUUCGGCUGGACGAGCAGCGACAUCCCUUUGUCGGAGGGGGCCCGGCGCAACAAGCCGCACGACUGCUGGAUCGCCAUCUGCGGCGAGCUCUUCGACCUGACGGAUUUCCUGAAGCACCACCAGGAGCAGCGCAACUCCAUCCUUGCCUGGGCAGCCACCCCGGCGGCGACGACAUCCUGA
Messenger RNA from Symbiodinium necroappetens, 2106 nucleotides. The record is from the annotation of a GenBank genome assembly. Lineage: Eukaryota; Dinophyceae; Suessiales; Symbiodiniaceae.